UAAAUCGAACCUGUCUCCCUCAAAUUCUCCCUCCCCGGAUCUGUCUUCCUUCUGUCUAAAUUAUUAUUUUCCCUUCAUUCUCUCGCAGAUCUUUCCCCAGAAAGUCUUCUGUUUGGCUCUCCGGAAAAUUUCAAAGUCGAGAUUCAUGCGUUUGUCGCCUGAUCCGCGGGGGACGAGUUCUAUCGAUACGCUGGUUCAGGCUGUGAUCCGCUCCUCCCUUUCCUGUCAAAGGUUUUUCCGGUAGAUUCUUUUUAAUCCGUACCCGUUUCUGGAAUCGUGAAUACAAUGGCUGGGUUUGGAUCGAAAUGGCGAGUUAUGAGAUCGGUAGUCGUGAUCGCGGUCAAUUUCGCUCUAGCUUUUGCCUUUGUCUCUGCUGAGAGGAACUUGAGAGGAGAAGCUUCGAGUGUUGAUUCAGAAAUGCAGGGAGUUUUUCACAAUUACUUCCUUAGAGCUGUAAAUUUCCUGUGGAAAUCUGAUGGAAGAGGUUAUCAUCAUGUUUGGCCGGAGAUGGAAUUCAACUGGGAAAUCGUUGUGGGCACACUUGUUGGAUUCUUUGGGGCAGCAUUUGGUAGCGUAGGGGGUGUCGGUGGUGGCGGUAUCUUUGUGCCGAUGCUCAGCUUGAUCAUUGGAUUUGAUCCAAAGUCUGCCACAGCAAUUUCAAAAUGCAUGAUCAUGGGUGCUGCUGUGUCAACCGUAUAUUACAACAUAAGAUUGAGGCAUCCUACACUUGAUAUGCCCAUCAUCGACUAUGAUCUCGCGCUGCUGAUCCAGCCGAUGCUGAUGCUUGGAAUCAGUAUUGGGGUUGCCUUCAAUGUGAUUUUUGCUGAUUGGAUGGUCACAGUCCUACUCAUCAUUCUCUUUUUAGGCACAUCAACGAAGGCGUUUUUGAAGGGCUGCGAGACUUGGAAGAAGGAAACCAUAGAAAAGAAGGAGGCUGCUAAACGUUUGGAGUCAAGUGCAGGUGCCUCUGGUGCGGAAGUCGAAUACAGGCCUCUUCCCGCUGCUCCUGACAGCAAUCCUGGAAAGGCAAAGAAAGAAGAGGUAACCGUUCUUGAAAACGUCUGCUGGAAGGAACUCGGGCUUCUAGUUUUGGUCUGGGUUGUAUUCCUGGCACUGCAGAUAGCUAAGCAACAUACAACCACUUGUUCUGCACUAUAUUGGGUCAUCAACUUGUUACAGAUUCCUGUAUCAGUCGGUGUAUCGGCAUAUGAAGCCGUAGCUCUAUACCAGGGAAGAAGAGUAAUCGCAUCAAAGGGGGAAACAGGCACGAACUUUACCGUCGCCCAGCUUCUUCUUUACUGUACAUUUGGCGUAUUGGCCGGUAUAGUCGGUGGUUUACUUGGUUUAGGAGGAGGUUUCAUCAUGGGUCCAUUGUUCUUGGAGCUUGGGGUUCCUCCACAGGUAUCAAGUGCAACCGCUACUUUUGCAAUGACAUUCUCGUCGUCAAUGUCUGUAGUGGAAUACUAUAUUCUCAAACGUUUUCCCGUCCCUUACGCUCUCUACUUCGUGGCGGUUGCAACGGUUGCUGCUUUCGUCGGACAGCACGUCGUGAGGAGGCUGAUUGCGGUGCUGGGCCGGGCAUCGCUCAUCAUCUUCAUCCUCGCCUUCAUGAUCUUUAUCAGCGCCAUUUCGCUAGGUGGCGUCGGGAUUUCUAACAUGGUCGGCAAAAUCCAACGGCACGAGUAUAUGGGUUUCGAGAACCUUUGCAUGUACGAUAUUUAAUGUUCUCGGAAAUCGAGAACCCUUUGUCGAUUCGAUUGUAUUAUUAAUAAUUUGUUUACACAAUUGUAAGUCAUGGAUUCUUGAUUUCUUUUAACUAGAUAAUAAUACACGCCAUUCGCGUCGACUAAAUA
Tarenaya hassleriana is the source of this 1853-nucleotide messenger RNA. RefSeq lists its product as uncharacterized. Gene Ontology annotation, biological process: protein ubiquitination. Lineage: Eukaryota; Viridiplantae; Streptophyta; Magnoliopsida; Brassicales; Cleomaceae. The transcript is spliced from 13 exons. Gene Ontology annotation, cellular component: membrane; Cul4A-RING E3 ubiquitin ligase complex. The record is from RefSeq and is a predicted model, not a curated record. Bases 286 to 1722 code for a protein of 478 amino acids.